This is a messenger RNA of Procambarus clarkii (red swamp crayfish), 2543 nucleotides long. RefSeq lists its product as uncharacterized. NCBI's taxonomy places the organism in Eukaryota, Metazoa, Arthropoda, Malacostraca, Decapoda, Cambaridae. The record is from RefSeq and is a predicted model, not a curated record.
UCUCAGUCUCACUCUCUGUCUCCCCCUCCAACCUCUCUCUUAUAGGGGAGAGAAUGGGCAGACACCGCCAUAGUGACAGUAUUGGGCAGCGGCAGGGGACAUAUUCACUAUAAGACAGACUUUGGUGGCGUGGGCGUUGGUGAUAAACGCGAGCGUGCUGAUGGGCGUCUCUUCCGCCCCAAAUGUCCACCCACACCCCACGCCCAGCAACGAAGGCAGUCACACACCAGUCAGCCAGUCACCAAGAGUUAAUCCCCGCAUCACCAGUCAUGAUGAUGCGACUUCAGAAGGAGUCAUCUUCCCCAGCGUCUUCCCAGAGGGUCUAAAGAAGACAGCACCACUAUCAUUGCCGAAUUCCGUUAUCCUGACGGACGACGGUCUCUCUAAAGCCGUAGUCAAGCGCUCUACCGACGACCACGACGGCUAUAUGACCGCCAUUGGAUAUGAUCCAAUGACAGCGUGGUCUAAGAAGAACGGUUACGAUCCUGGGUUUGAAACCUACAUGCAAACCAUCGGUUACGACCCCACAAUGGCUUGGGGAAAAAGAGAAGCUAAGAGGAACGGGUUCGACUCGUAUAUGCAGAGUAUCGGGUAUGACCCUAUGAUGGCUUGGGCUAAGAGGGACGAUGGCUACGAUCCAUACAUGCACAGCUUUGGCUACGACCCAUACUCCCCCUUCGCUAAAAAGACAGUUAAGAGGAGCAGCGAGAGCGAAGGAAACUAUUAUGAAUCGGACCUCGCAAUCGAACCAAAGAAGAGAGACGAGUACACAGAUUCUUAUUACCCACAGCACUUCUUCGGUGACAGUAUGAAGAAACACGAUCCCUACCUGGACGUGUACAUCCCUCAGCACUUUAUGCAUAGCUACAAACGCUCGAUCAACCCCUACCUUUUGUCCCUGGCUUCCAACGACUGGAAGAGAGCGCCAAACGAUAUGGGGGCUCAGGGCUUUCAUGAGGGCAUCUUUACUCACAACUUCGGAGAUUUCUCUCCCGUGAAGCGAGGCAAGAGAGAAGUGGAAUCUUCAGAAGUGUCAACUCCUGAGAAGAGACGCCAAGAGAUGACCUCGAGUGGCUUCCAUGGCGACACUUUCUCAGGAGGUUUCGGUGACUUCUCUACCAUGAAGAAGCGUCGCUUGGGAAUGGGUGCAAGUGGCUUCCAUGGGGACACAUUUAGUCAAGGCUUCGGCGACUUCUCCACCAUGAAGAAACGUCGCUUAGGAAUGGGUGCAAGUGGCUUCCAUGGGGACACCUUUAGUCAGGGCUUUGGAGAUUUUUCUACUAUGAAAAAGCGUCGCUUGGGAAUGGGUGCAAGUGGCUUCCAUGGGGACACUUUUAGUCAAGGAUUCGGCGACUUCUCCACCAUGAAGAAGCGUCGCUUAGGAAUGGGUGCGAGUGGCUUCCAUGGGGACACUUUUAGUCAAGGAUUCGGCGACUUCUCCACCAUGAAGAAGCGUCGCUUAGGAAUGGGGGCGAGUGGCUUCCAUGGAGACACCUUUAGUCAAGGAUUUGGAGAUUUCUCAACGAUGAAGAAAAGGAGACUGGGAAUGGGUGCUAGUGGCUUUCAUGGAGACACCUUCAGCCAAGGCUUUGGAGACUUUUCGACUAUGAAAAAGCGGAGACUAGGCAUGGGGGCAAGUGGCUUCCAUGGAGACACUUUCAGUCAGGGGUUUGGGGAUUUUUCAACAAUGAAAAAAAGAACAGGAAUGGAAUCGAUUGAAUCUGAUGGCGGCGCAGUUAUAGGAGAUCUCGCAGAUUUUAACACGAUCAAGAAAAAUGAUUCAGAGGAGAACUCCCAAACGCCUGAAGAUAAUGAGAUGGAGAUGACCAUGAGAAGAAAGCGUGAAGUUGAUGUCAACAAAGAUAUGGGAAUGAACAAGCGUCGUCCUAACAAGGACAGUGAUACAUUCGACGAUGGUUUCAGUGACUCUGACACAAUAAGAAACAAUCCGGAGAUGAAACAGCAGCUCCCGGAGGGUGAGGAGGAAGAGUUACGCAUGAAAAGGAAUUUGGAGGAAAGCGAGCUUCUGCAAGUGGAAUCUAAACCUCCCAUUGAAAGCGAUAUCGAAGGCCGAAGACGACGAAGCGUGCACCAGGAGGACGACCUCGAAGACGACAAUCAACGACCACUCUUCAAGAGAUCCCUGAGCGACGACACGGAAGGACUUGGAGACUUUCACACCGUAAGGAAACGACGAUGAGGCCCCAUUUCCAUCCCUUCUGUGCCCACUAAGCAUUACUCCCUCCAUCACCCAUAACCUUCCCGAGGACGCCUCCUCCAUCACUCAUCCCAUAUCUGGCCAAGGCCACAGAGUUUUGGAUUAAAUUAUAAUCACUUCUCUUAUCUGUAACUCAGUCUAAAUAAUAUCUACUUCUGUGUUGGCCGACUCUCUUAUCGCGGCCGCGACUUCCGUAAUAUUUGUACUAGUUACCCCUGCACUGAUGAGAGAAAAUGGAAGAUAUUUAAAGCAGGUUUUCUUUGUAUCUCUGACAUGAUAUUACGUCCUAUACAGAUAUUAUCUCAUUAAACUCUGUGUAAACAAA